AUGUCGGCACGUCGCCAUCGAUCAGCAGUCGCAUGUCAGCAUUGCCGCCAGCGUAAAGUACGCUGCAGCUAUACGGUUACUGGCGUACCAUGUAUUGGUUGUACGCAAGACGGCACCGAGUGUAUUAUCCCCCAAGGAAAAACGCAAACACCUCGGAUCCGUCAAGUUGUACCUCAUAUGCGGCACAAUGGCCCGGAGAACAGCCCUCGGAGUGCGGAGGAGUCUCGCAAGUCGAUGCCGCCCCGGCCUUCCGCUCCAACAGAUGCGUUCAUUGCACCGAUUACCCCACAAAUAGAACGCCCCAGGUCAGUGGGAGGUGCUACUGAGAUCAAUACUUCGCCAGAAGAGAACAGAAGUCUUGAUGAGGAACGCACUGGGGCAGAGAUUGCAACUGCGGCCCUAGGGAGAAACCAGAGAGCGGGCCAGGCGCCAUUUUAUACUGGCGAGUCUCCGGGAUUCGGGAGUGUACUGGACUUAUGCUCGCCACCACAGCAACCUGUCCAACGGCAUAUUUUGCUGCAGCCCAAGAGAUCGAUUCCCCUCUCUGUUGAGGACCGCGAAUACCUUCAGUACAAAGGCGUUUUUAACCUGCCCCGGAGUGAUACGUGUGACGAGCUUCUCCGUGCCUAUUUCCAUCACGUGCAUCCUAUCCUACCAGUCGUCGAUGUGACCUCAGUGCUCAGCUCUUAUCCGGGUGGAGAGAGCAACCAAUGUAACCUCCUGUUGCUGUGGAGCAUGUUCUUUGUUGCAGCUAAUUAUAUUUCCACCGACACGUGGAAACAGGAGGGCUACUCAUCGAGAAAGGCAAUGAAAUACGAUAUGUACUCUCGUGCCAAGUGUAUGUAUCAUAACAGUGGCGAAACCGACAAUACUCUUUUAUUGCAAUCGGCUCUCCUCUUGGGAUUCUAUCACUCGGAAGUCGAUCUGCAUAUGCAGCCGUGGUAUUGGACUGGCAGCGCAAUUAGUCUCUGCCAGAUCAUGGGUCUGCAUCGUUGCCCGUCUUCGGCUUGGUUGAAUUCCUCAAUACCUGAAAGACAGCAGCGUUUGUGGCGUCGUCUUUGGUGGACCUGCUUCUUUCGAGAUCGUUGGCUGAGUCUUACAAUGGGGAGACCCCUCAGAAUCGACAUACGCGACUGCGACACAGUAAUGCCAUCUUCUGUCGACAUGCUGAGCGACAUGACCGGGCUACCUGAGGCAGUGGCCAGUGCUUACAUCCCAACCGAUUUGCCGCGUUUGGCAGACUGCUGGGUGACGAUGAUUCAUUUGAGUAAACUCUUAGGCGACGUCCUCAGCCUGAGCUACCGGCAUUUUGGACCAUAUCCAUCGGUUCAGCAGGUACAAGCAACGGAGGCAGAAAUCCUACUAUUUCAAUUCCCGGACAACCCCGGCACGGACCGAAGUCGUCUAGCAACCUUUUAUGCGUAUCAUCUGCAGUUACACUAUCAAGCCUUACUCAUUACGUUUUAUCGCCCUUUUAUCACCAAGGCGCCAGAAGGGCUACCGGCGGCUCAGCAACAGGCAUGGCAAAGCCAGAUACGAAACAAAAUGGACGCCGCUGCCCUACAAACGAAUUCUAUUGUUGAUAACCUGGCUCGUGAAAAGCUGCUAGAAUUUGGGGGUCCAAUGACACCUCCAUUGCUCGUACCAGCUAUGCAAGUACAUCUUCUCAACUGCAAGUCGCCCGAUGAUUUUAUUCGGCGGCUAAACCUCAACAAGCUGGAACUAUGUAUGAUGGUCUUAGAGCAGAUGCAGCACACUUAUCCAUCUGCAUCCAUCUUUCGAGGCGUCUUUCUCGGUGCAAUACGCCAGGUCUUCCCUGACUAUAUGACUCAACAGCCCAAGCCAGAGACAGCGUAUCCUGUCCCGCAAGAUACCCCUCUGGAUGACCCAGCCGAGUCCAUGGUGGUCAGUGACGACGUUAUAGGAGCACUUAUGAAUGAAGCGUCCAUCUACAAUUUCUGGGAGACGUUUAAUUGGAUGUAG
Aspergillus bombycis is the source of this 1983-nucleotide messenger RNA. Its product is annotated as Zn(II)2Cys6 transcription factor. Gene Ontology annotation, biological process: DNA-templated transcription; regulation of DNA-templated transcription. The coding region runs from base 1 to 1983 and encodes 660 amino acids. The transcript has 7 exons. The record is from RefSeq and is a predicted model, not a curated record. NCBI's taxonomy places the organism in Eukaryota, Fungi, Ascomycota, Eurotiomycetes, Eurotiales, Aspergillaceae. Gene Ontology annotation, molecular function: DNA-binding transcription factor activity, RNA polymerase II-specific; DNA binding; zinc ion binding.